AUGGCUACUCAACUACGUGACACCCAGCUUGGACUCGUCGUCCGUCUUCUCUCUGGCAGAAGGCUUUUCGCUUAUCCAGACCAGCUCGAUGGCUCUUUGUGGAAGACAUUCCAGGCAAACACCACGCAUCCAUCUGAAGAAGACCUAGACGAAGAAGCAAAAGUAUCAGCACAAGCAUCUAAAUCAGACGGAGACGUGGUGUUGGUGGGCUGGUACGAUGCUCACGAUCCAGAGAAUCCGCAGAACUGGCCAAGCUGGUGCAAGCUGCUCAUCGUUUCCGUGAUAUGCCUGAUGAACUUCGCUUUCUACUUGGCCAGCUCGAUUGUUACCCCGGCCUUCGAGUCGACAAUGGAGGAUUUCGGCGUGAGCCAGACCGUUGCGACGCUGGGUCUCUCUCUCUUUUCUCUCGGCUAUGGUCUUGGCCCAAUGCUGUGGUCGCCUCUCGCGGAGAUGCCAAAGGUCGGCCGUCGGGACCUCUACUUCUUCACCAUGCUCGCAUUCGUCCUCCUUCAACUCCCAACGGGCUACGCAAUAAACGUGCCAAUGUACUUGGUCUUCCGUUUCAUCGCUGGCUUCGUCGGAUCACCAGCGUUAGCAGUCGGAGGCGCCACAAUUGGAGACAUGUAUCAGCCGGCGCAGUUGGCAUACGGUUUCACCAUCUACGCCACCUUUGGCGUAUUUGGUCCCGUUUUCGGACCUCUACUGGGUGGGUUCGCAGCUCAGGCGAGCGGAUGGCGGCUUACCAUCUGGAUCAUUGCCUGGCUUGGAGCGUUCACGGUUAUUGUGCUGUUCUUUUGCAUGCCGGAGACAAGUGCUGCGACUAUCCUCUACAAAAGAGCAAAGAGACUGAGGCAAGCGACCGGCAUGCAGAACCUGCGAUGUCAGUCCGAGAUCGAUGCUGCCGAAUAUACCGCGAAAGACCACAGGGCAGCGCUUCUGCGGGCCUUUACACUGACCUUUGGCGAGCCUAUUGUGUUCUUGUUCGAUCUUUAUACUGCCUUGCUGUAG
Molecule: messenger RNA, 1008 nt
Organism: Saxophila tyrrhenica
Lineage: Eukaryota; Fungi; Ascomycota; Dothideomycetes; Mycosphaerellales; Extremaceae
Exons: 2
Coding region: 1-1008 (335 amino acids)
Biological process (GO): xenobiotic detoxification by transmembrane export across the plasma membrane
Cellular component (GO): plasma membrane
Molecular function (GO): fluconazole transmembrane transporter activity
Source: RefSeq, a predicted model, not a curated record